UGCGCGCUCUGGGCACGGAGGUGGAGGCGGAGGCGGGGGUCUCUCUCUCUCGCUCUCUCUCUAUCGGUUCAGCCAUUUAAAUAACAACCCGUGCAACUGGUCAGGGGUACUGACACCAAGACGCCCCGCUUGGAUCGGAACAUUUCUCGUCUUUUUCAAGAGGAGCGCCUCACCGGGAUGUCGAGCCUCCUGGAGAACCCUCUGCAGGCGGUGCUCUAUCUUAAGGAGCUCACCGCCAUCGUGCAGAACCAACAGAGUCUGAUCCAAACCCAGCGAUACCGGAUAGACAUACUCGAGCGCCGGCUGGAGGAUUUAGCGGUUGAGAAUCGGCAGCUGCGGGACUCCAGCAGCCAUCACCGGCACCCUCCACGCUAUCAUCCGCCUCCGCCCCCCCGGACCUCCAGCCUGCCCCGAACCAGCAGAGCCGGGACACCCCCGGUCCAAACCCAGCAGCAGCAGCAGCAGCAUCCUUCCCCCCUGGACAUGCAGCUCGUUCCCGCGGGACCCAGCAAUGCCAGUCCGGACUCUGCUGAUGAAGAUGAUAAUGAUGCUCAGGACCCCUGCUGUCGCUCCCUGGUCCCACAGACACCUGCCACCUUGUGCCGAGCUGUGGGACUCCCACGGGCAUCUGAGAGCCAGACCGUCCUGCACCAGUUCUGCUGUCCUGCACCAGAGGCCCCAGAGGGAGACUCCCUAACCUGCUCCAGCUCGAUUCCUGCUGCAGGAGAAGAACAGAAAGAUGAGAAAAAAGACGCUCAGCAUGACGCGCCACCCUGCUCACAUCCUCCAGAAUAUGAGCUCUCUCCUGAUCUCAAACAAAAACAGAUAGAGGAACUGGAGCAGAAGUACGGUGGUCCUCUGAUUUCCCGGCGAGCAGCCUGUAAGAUCCAGACAGCGUUUCGUCAGUACCAGCUCAGUAAGAACUUCCAGAAGAUCCGGAACUCCGUUCUGGAGAGUGGGAUCCCGCGGCGCAUGUCUGUGCGCAGGGUCCGGGUACAGAGGGACGGGUUCUCCGCUGAACGGGCGCUGAUGGAGGGAUGUUCACUCAUGGGCAUCCCGCUCACACACUCCGCCUCGCUGCCGGUGGCCACUACAACCACACUCACACACCUGGAGGACACAUUCACUGAACAGGUCCAGUCAUUAGCGCGGUCUAUUGACGAGGCUUUGAGCAGCUGGAGUUCUGUUCGAGACGGAGAAGGAGAGAAGUCCACUGCGGCCCCUCCCUCUGGAUCCCAUUCCGAGGGGCUCCUGAUGGACACCGCUGGCCUACAGGAUGCCUCGCAGAGCUGCUGUGGGGAGAACAUACCCCGCAGCGCCAGUAAACUCAUGAUGGCUUUCAGGGACGUGACUGUUCAAAUCGACAACCACAACUUUCGCCUCUCCUCUUCAAUGCUGGAGUCAGUUUCUCUUGGUAACGGCGUAGUCAAGGAGACCAGCUCAGAACCCCAAAUGGGGGGACAGAAAGCAGGCCAGUCGGCAUCGAUGGCUACGGCAGAGCCUGAGUUUCCAGCUCCGCCACCCAGUGAGGAAGAGAAAGAGAACCAACAGCCAACCAGAAUGGACGAAUUGACAGCAGGGGCAGGACUGGAUGGGAAACGGACCAAUCAAAUUGCACCAGAAACGGCGGAAAACAGCUCAGAGCCCGUCAGUAGCAGCAGCACCUCGACAUCAGCGUGUGAGACGAUGAUUCUGUCUCUGCCCCGCCCACAUUGUCAGGACACGCCCUGCGGCACGCUCUCGACGGAUACUGCACGCAAACGCCUUUACCGCAUUGGACUCAACCUCUUCAAUGUCAAUCCAGACAAAGGCAUCCAGUUCCUGAUAUCCAGGGGCUUUAUUCCUGACACAGCCAUCGGUGUGGCUCAUUUCCUGUUGCAGAGGAAGGGUUUGAGUCGACAGAUGAUUGGAGAGUUCCUGGGUAACAGCAAGAGGCAGUUCAACAGAGAUGUGUUGGACUGUGUGGUGGAUGAGAUGGAUUUCUCCAUGCUGGAGCUGGAUGAAGCUUUGAGGAAGUUUCAGGCUCAUGUGCGAGUGCAAGGAGAAGCUCAAAAAGUCGAGAGACUCAUUGAAGCAUUCAGUCAGAGGUACUGUAUGUGCAACCCUGACGUGGUGCAGCAGUUUCAUAACCCUGACACCAUCUUCAUCCUGGCCUUCGCCAUCGUUCUGCUGAACACAGACAUGUACAGUCCCAACAUCAAACCAGAGCGCAAGAUGCUUCUGGAAGACUUCAUACGCAACCUACGAGGAGUGGACGAUGGCGCAGAUAUUCCACGAGAGAUGCUAGCUGGGAUUUACGAGCGGAUUCAGCAGAGAGAGCUGCGCUCCAACGAGGAUCAUGUGACUUACGUUACCAGAGUGGAGCAAAGCAUUCUUGGAAUGAAGACGAUACUGUCGGUUCCACACCGUAGGCUGGUGUGCUGCAGCCGACUCUAUGAGGUCACUGAUGUGAAUAAACCACAGAAGCAGGCUUCACAUCAGAGGGAGGUGUUCCUCUUCAAUGACCUGAUAGUGAUCCUCAAACUAUGCCCUAAGAAGAAGAGUGCUGCCACAUACACGUUCUGCAAGGCCAUGGGCUUACUGGGAAUGCAGUUUCAUCUGUUUGAGAAUGAGUAUUACCCUCAUGGAAUCACAAUAUUGUCUCCGUUCUCGUCGGAGAAGAAGCAGGUGGUGAGUUUCUGCUCUCAGAGCGCUGAAGAGCUGCUCAAGUUUGUAGAGGACCUGAGAGAGAGCAUCACAGAGGUGGCAGAGAUGGAACAAAUACGGAUUGAGUGGGAACUAGAAAGACAACAGGUUGUGAGAAAUCAAACUAACAAGAAUGGCACACAACUAGACAUCCACGCUGGACCUAGUUCUGCUUCAGGGGAAGAUUUUUAUGAGAAAACAGGAAGCAACACUGUAGAGGUGUCAAUUCACAACAGGCUCCAAACGUACCAACUCAGCUCUCCUCUGGCCCCAACCAGCGCUCAGCAACACCUGGCCGUCCUGCCUAGCCCCGCCCCCGGCUCCGCCCUCACCAUCUCCCCCGACACCCUGAUCCAGUGCCAGCAGAUCGUGAAGGUGAUCGUCGUGGACUCUGCUGGGCGUGGCCACGUGGAGGCGUUCCUCAGCCACAACCCCGCCCAUCGCCUCAUCCAAUCGGCCGUCUCCACGCCCACCAGGUCACGGGAGGCAGGCAAGCAGCAGCAGCAGCCGCCCCUCCCUCCCCCGCCGCCUCCUUAUCAUCACCCGCAUCAGUUUUGCCCCCCAACCCCUCCGCCUCCACGCCACCUGCUGAGCCAGCGCAGGUACUCCAGCGGGACACGCAGCCUAGUCUGAACAACACACAGAUCAGUUUACAGCUGUUAAAGGGACGGUUCACCUAAAAAGAACAUUCUGUCUUUAUUUAUUCAACCUCAUGUUGUUCCAAACCCAUAUGUGACCCUGGAUCACAAAAGCAGUCAAAAGGGUAAAUUUUUUGAAAUUGAGAUCUACCCGUCAUCUGAAUGAAAGCUGAAUAAAUAAGCUUUCCAUUGAUGUAUGGUUUGUUAGGAUAGGACAAUAUUUAGCCGAGAUACAACUAUUUGAAAAUCUGGAAUCUGAGAGUGCCAAAAAAAAAAAAAUCUAAAUGUUGAGAAAAUCGCCUUUAAAGUUAUGCAAAUAAAGCUCUUAGCCAUGCAUAUUACUAAUCAAAAAUUAAGUUUUGAUAUAUUUACGGUAGAAAAUUUACUAAAUAUCUUCAUGAUCUUUGAAAAUAUGAACAUGAUCUUUAUUUAAUAUCCUAAUGAUUUUUGGCAUAAAAGAAAAAUUGCUCAUUCUGACCCAUAUAUAAGUUUACCGGUGCUACUUAUGACUGGUUUUGUGCUCCAGGGUCACAAAAGCUAUUUUUUCAGAACACAAAACAUUUUGAAUAAUCUUUACACAGCUUUUUUCAAUACAAAGACAAUUUAUAGUUAAAAAAAACACUAUAAAAAGCACAAUUAAAUGCAGUCUGUACAAUUUAAGUCCUCUGAAGCCAUUUGUAAUUUAUGUCCAUAAAAUUUAUGUUCACUGGAAUACUAAAAUGACUUUCACAGAAACAUCAAGAUGCAUAAUUUUUAUGCAUUAAGUCUUAACUUAAUAUUUUAUUUAGUGUUGCUUCACGUACAUUUAUUUGUUUUCAUUAUUAGAUAUUUUAACUAUAAUGUAAAUAAGAAAUAGACAAAGAUACUUGUUAAGAUUAGGAUAUUUUUCAGUUUGUGAAGUGUGAACUGGCCAGUGUUAUUUUGCAUUAUUUAUAUACCAUUAUAAUGUUUAUUCAUAUUUUACAUUUGCUUUUUUAUUUUUUCAUUUUAAUUUUAGUUUGUUUUAGUAAUUUUGUUAUGUGCUUGUCAUUUUUUAAAUUUUUUUAAUUUUUAUUCUACUUAGCUUAAAUUUUGUUUUAUUUCAGUUUUAGUUUUAGUAGUAUUAGCACUUCAACUUGAACUUUAUUUCAGUUAGUUGACAAGGCAACAUUUCUACAAUUCAACAUUUCAUAUUUUAGCUAAGCUAAGCAAGUUUAUCUAAUAUUUACAUUUUAUUUUUUCAACUUGAUUCCUGAUUUUUCAUUUGAACUGUUACUGCAUGGAAAACAGCUGUAUAAACAUUCUUCAAACAUUCUAUUUUUUUAGUUCUGUGGAAAAAAAACCAGCAUAUGGAUGUAAAACAACAUGAAGGUGAAUAAACCAUGACAGAAUUUUCAUGUUUACGUUAACCAUUGCUUUAAAACUAAACUAUCAUGUACACUCUUUCUGAAGACACAAAACAGCACAAGCAGCCUGAUCUGAACUGUUAGGCUCACGUCGCUCAAAAGAAGCUACACUUAGAAUUGUUAGGUCCUCGUGGCCUUAAAGUGUGUAUUUAAAGUGAGUAGAUGUAUAGUAUUUUUUUAAGAGGGAUUUUUUUUUUCUCAGAUCUUUUCUUGUGUGCUCACCAUGUCCCCGUAUUCAAAUGAAAUGUUUAUAUAUUUUGAUUUCUCCUUAAAUGCCCAUUUCGUGUGUUGCCCCGACCUGAACCAGAAUAGACGGAUGUAGUGUAGAGGGAGUGCUGCGAAGAUGAACCACCAUAAAAUAAUGUUUGAAAUUAUAUAAAUGUUCACAUUGUGUUUUGUAUGGAAAUAGAAAAUCACCACCCUCUUUCAAAGGUCUUACCUGUUAAAGCCUGAAAACGAAAUCAAAUCCCAGUAUCUGGAUAUAAAUCGGACCUCGCAGCAUUUCUGAAAACAAAUGCAAAAGUAAAAUAACUAGGUUAGAAAAGAGAACACCCCCUUGAGUUGGUUUAGAUGCAGCAAAUAACAAUUUCCACCCAUAAGUCACUGCAGUACGCAUCCUGAACUAAACAAAAGUAACCAACUAUAUCAGGAGGCGGAUCAUGUGACAUCUACUGCACAUUCGCAUAAAUUAAGCUCAACUUUGCUCUUUAUUCAAAUUGAUCCAACUCCUACUGAAAAUGAAUGACUUUAGUGCUGCAAAUCAAAUCAUCUUUUAGGGAAUUAUUCCAGCGCUGUUGUGAAUCAUUUUGGAAGAGAUUUAGGUCAGGACGUGGCCACUAAAGAAUUUCUAACUUCCAAGAUAAAAGUAGCAGAUUUUGUCUGUAUUUGGCAUCAUCUACUUACUUACUUAUCCUGUCAAGAGCCCGAGUGUCAGCUGCUGAGAAAUUUAGGACGCUGCCAUCCUGUGUGGAGGAAGCGCUUGAUCUUGAGAGCUGUGCACCUUGUUCCUAAUGAGGGUGUUGACUGAGCUCCAUAAACCCUUUAAAACGUUUGGAUAACCGGCUUCUGACUUGUGCCUUCUCAUAAAAGAAUCCUAAUGUCCUUUAAAAAGCACAUUUUGGCCCAAUGUGAAUUGCUAAUCUGUGCUGUAACCCAUUUCCAUAUAGUACUUGCUAGAAAUAGGAGAUUUCCUGUAUUUCUACUCUAAUUUCAAUUUCAUUAUUGUCCACAAAUUCUGAUUGGUUAAACCUAACUGGGGUUUCUACUUAACAAAAUGUUUAUAUAAUAAUAACUUUUAUUGACAGCAUUAACAAACAUUUUCUAGCAUCCUGCAUUCAUUUUCAUUCACAUAGUCAGAAACUUUUCAUUUGAUUGAUAUAUUUUCACAUACAUUCACACUGAAUGUACAUCAAGUAUUGAUCUGUUAAUAUUUGUAAAUGAGUAAAAAUGAAAGGAACAGUUCACCCAAAAAGGAAAAUUUGCUUAAAAUAUACUCACCCCGCGGACAUCCAAGAUGUAGAUGAGUUUGUUUCAUCAUCAGAACAGAUUUGGAGAAAUUUAACAUUACAUCACUUGCUCACCAAUGGAUCCUCUGCAGUGAAUGGGUGCCGUCAAAAUGAGAAUCCAAACAGCUGAUAAAAACAUCACAAUCCACACCACUCCAGUCCAUCAGUUAACAUCUUGUGAAGUAAGCUGUGUGUUUGUAGGAAACAAACCCAUCAUUAAGGUAUAUAAUAUUGAUUUCUCCAAAGAAGUUCUCGUCUGAAUCAGGAGAGAAAUAUGCACAGAUCAAGCACUGUUUACAAGUGUAAACAGUCCAAAAGAGUUCUAAACAAUUGUGUAGGUGGAUUUUUGAUGUUAGAAGAUUUUUAACUUGUAUUUUGGCCAGAAGUUUAAAGUUAAAAAGCCUUAAUCGAAAUCUAAAGCCUUUUCUAAAUCUGUUCUGACGAAGAAACAAACUCAUCUACAUCUUGGAUGGCCUGACGGUGAAUAUGAAAUUUUUGGGUGAACUAUUCUUUUAAAGUUUUAAUGUAAUUAAAGUGUUUGCAAAUUUUUUUCUUACUUUGCUAAAGCUUUUUCUUUAAAAUAACUUUUUACAGCAACAAACAGAGAAUUUUGAAAGAGGGUGGUGAGAUAGUUUACCGAGCCAGGGGUCGGCUUUAACCCAGUUUAUCAUCCUGAAUCAAUCUUUUUAUUGUGUCCGGUCCUAUAGAGCGACUCUGUAGCGCGUUACUGUGAUCAAGCCUGGUGCUCAGGUAGCUUCAUGUGAAAACCAGGUGCACAUCAAACCUCUGAGAAAAUAUCAAAUGUUGUAUACUACAAGGCUAUGACUGAUAAAUUGUAUAUUUUUAAAAAGAUAUCACUUAAAAUGUUUAUUAAACUAUUAUGUUAAAAUCUUUGGGGGGGGAAAGCAUUUGUGUUUUAAAAUGAUCUGAUGGAUUAUGUUUGUGUUUGCCACUUAGAAUUCAUGUUUUCUGUACUGCAUGUCAUAAGAGAUUCAUGUUUAUGUGCAGAUAUCUAUAAAGAGCUUUUAUCAGGAGUUUAUCUCAGAUGUACAACACUAAUAUUUAUGUUUCUAUUUUCUUCGUUCAGUUUUGAAUCACAAAACUAGUUUUUAAUUCCAUGUAUCUACAUAUCUGUUUUUUUCCAAGGCAUUAUUGGAAAUGAUGUCAUUUUGUGCUUAGACACAGAAAUUACAGAAAAGCAGCAAAAAAUGUAUUUAUAAAUCUAUUUAUUCAUACAGAGUAGGAGAAUGAAAAGCUUUAUUGUAUAGUUUGCACAGCUGUUUAUUCUUUAAGAUGCGCUGAUUAAAUAGUCUUUUCUUUGUGCACACCUGCUCUGACAUGUUGAUGGGACCGUUCAAUUCACGUACGCUUCUCUACCACGCUCCACGUCGAGCCAGAAGCUGUUUAUUUGCUAGAUUAAAUUAGUACGUAGCGACAUAUUUGUUUCCAAGAACAUAGCGACACAUUUAAUCCCAGCAAGGGGCCGUAUUCUGACUGUGAAGUUGUGAAACUGCACUGCAUUUUUGCGAAAAUGCACCAUAAACUCCAUCCUUGAGUCCAUGCUUUCAGUCUAACACGAACUUCUUGACUUCAGUUUCAAACUCACAGAAGUUCAUUUUAAAAAACAGAAGCUAAAAGUAUCUGUCUGAAAAGAAAAUGCUGAAUUUCAUGUAUAAUUUCUCAAAAUAUGGCCUUGUGAUGGUCAAAGCAAUGGUCCCAUCUAAUAGGUUUUUACGAUCUAUAUUUGUAUUGAGCACUAUUAUGAAGUUUUAUAUAGUGUAAAGACACUUGAUACGUUCACAUUCAUAUCCUGUAUAUGCAAUGUCACUUAAUCAUAUCUCAACAAUCAUUAAACGUGCAGAAAAUAGAA
Molecule: messenger RNA, 8083 nt
Organism: Onychostoma macrolepis
Lineage: Eukaryota; Metazoa; Chordata; Actinopteri; Cypriniformes; Cyprinidae
Gene: iqsec3b
Product: IQ motif and Sec7 domain ArfGEF 3b
Exons: 15
Coding region: 178-3318 (1046 amino acids)
Biological process (GO): actin cytoskeleton organization; regulation of ARF protein signal transduction
Molecular function (GO): guanyl-nucleotide exchange factor activity; protein binding
Source: RefSeq, a predicted model, not a curated record